ACGCUUUUUUAUUAGCCGCAGGCUACUGUCACUAGCUUCUCCUAAUUCUUGUGCUUUUUUUUCACAUGGAAAAUGAUCAGUGUGGCCAUCACCGCCGCUCACUGGCCCGGAGGCUCGUGAAACCUAAUGUUAGCCACUAGCAGCCAACCUAAAUUCACCACGUCGGUGUAAAACAAAUAAUUGAGGAGGACUAAUAAAAUCUGUCUGUGUUGUUGUUUGUAUUUAGCGUGUAUCGGUUAAAAUAGCUCUGCAGAAUCAGAAACAAUGUAUGCCUUCUCCUACUCAAUAGAUGGCAGAUAGUCUACAUUAUCGCAGCUGAUCUCCACAACUCCAUAGAAGAAGAGGACGGAGGCGAAGAAGAAGCGAAGAAACAGAAACAACUGUUGUUGAGUGUUGAUCAUUGAAUCGACGGCUUUCUUUCAAAAUGAUGCCGCAUCGACGGUGUCCGUUUUUGUUUUACGUCAAUAUGUUAAACAUGAGUGUAGCUGUAUUAGGUCAGGAAAAUGUCCAGUUAAAUAGUAAAUGAAAGCGAGGGUGUGCUUUUUUUUUUUUUAGUUCACGUCAAGGUAACAGCUAAGUAAGAUGGUCCGUAUUGGGCAGCUAACGAGCUAACCGCCUAGUUAGCUACCUAGCGAACUUGUUAUUCCUUAUAAUCUCUAUAAACGUUGGAAGUCUACGCUGAGUCGUGAUGAUCUGGGUGCAUGAAUCACAGCACGAACAUACCAAGAUGGGCGAGGUGUUCAAAGGAGGCAGAGAAGGAAGAUAAUACGUUAUAAAAGGCCAUUGCGGGACCCUGUCCAACUGAUCAAAGUAAUAGGAGUUCACGACUAACCGUGGUGGUUGUAAUCUGUCGACAUCCAGUACACUUGGACUGUGCAUUGUUGGGAUUCUUCUAAUCACCCUCCUGAUAGUGAAGAUGAACUCUGUUAAGGGUGGCUCCGUUACCUGGCGGCCACAGCCGUGGCAGGAUGCUGACAGCGGCGGAGGGGAGCCUCUCUCAGACAGCGACUCAGAAGAGGAGGAUUUUCCUGAUGACAGCACCACACCACUUGGAGACUAUAUCACACAUGGCCUAAAGCAAUUACUUGAUGCCCAGCAGCUCUGUGAUGUCACCCUCCUUGUGGAAGGGAAGAGAUUUAUGUGUCACAGGGUUCUUCUAGCUGCAGUGAGCCCCUAUUUCCGAGCUAUGUUCACAAGCCCCCUGGUGGAGUCUCGCCUUACAGAAAUCCGACUGGAGGAAGUAACACCAGCAGUUAUGGACACGGUCAUCCAGUUUAUCUACACAGGGGAGGCUGGCCUUAGCCUCGACACAGCAGAGGACCUCUUUGUAGCAGCCAGUCGCCUUCAAGUCAUGCCCCUGCAGGACCUGUGUUCAAGGUUUCUGUUUGAGCACCUGUCUGUCGAGAACUGUCUGGGGAUGUACUCUCUGGCCCGCUCGCACCACGACCAGCUGCUCCUGCGAGCCUCCCUACGGCUGGUGGCCCAGCACUUCCCGCGCGUGGCACGCCAGAGGGAUUUCCUCCUGCUGGACCCGGGCACCCUGGGCAGCCUGCUGGAGUCGGACCGGCUGGGCGUGGAGUCGGAGACGGAGGUGUACGACGCGGCGCGGCGCUGGGCCGAGCACAAGCCGGCCGAGCGCUACGGCCACAUGCCGGCGCUGCUGCGGCACCUGCGGCCGGGCCUGCUGGCGCCGGAGGAGAGCCGGCGGCUGAACCAGGAGCUGGGGCCGCGCGCCAGCGUGGAGGCCAUGGGAGGGCCCCUGCGGCCCCGCGAGGGCAUGUACGAGAAGAAGAUUGUGUGCGUGGACCUGAAGCCGCGCGAGGACGACGGGCUGCGCGAGGAGGACUUCACGGUGGACUGCUUCGACCCGCGCACCGGCAAGUGGGAGAAGCUGGCGGCGCUCGGCUCGCUGCUGUGCCCCGGCUGCACGGCCAUCGGCGGGCGCCUGUUUGUGGCCGGCGGCAUCCUGCGGCGCGGCCAGGUGUCGGCCGACGUGCACGAGUACGACGUGGUGGCCGACCGCUGGCUGUCGCGCCCGCCCAUGGCCCAGCCGCGGGCCAUGCUGGGCCUGCUGGGCUGCGGCAACUCCCUGUACGCGCUGGGCGGCUGCAACCGCUCGGCGCUGCUGGACUCGUGCGAGACGCUGGACUUGGGCACCAUGUGCUGGUCGCCGGGGCCGCAGCUGCCCCUGCCGCUGCGCUCCUUCGCCUGCGCCGCGCUCCGCGGGCGCCUCUACCUGCUCGGCGGCGCCACGCUGGAGCAGAACCGCGCCGUGGUGCACUCGGGCGUGCUCAUCUACCACACGGCCACCGCGCUCUGGACUCGCGUGGCCCUGGACUCGGGCGCCACCUGCCUGGCGGGAGGCGUGGCGGUGCGGGGCGGCGUGUGCGCCGUCGGGGGCUACAUGCGCGACGCCGCCAAGUUCCUGGACGGCAACUACACGCAGCUGGAGCCGCUGGACGCCACGGGCCGGGUGCUGUUCUUCCGAGAGGGACGCGGCUCCGGGGCCGAGCGAGAGGUGACCCCGAGCUUGGACCGCGGCGGGGGCAGCGACCGGGCGCCCAGCCCCGUGGUCUUCCCCGGGCUGCCGCGGAGAAUCGCAGCGGGGGGCGUGGCGCGAUGGAAGCGGCGCAUCUACGUGCUUGGCGGCGAGAACGGCUCGCGCUUCUACGACAGUGUGUACUGCUGGAAGCCGGGCUGGCGCAGCUGGGUACAGAGACGCGAGAAGCUCCCGGGGGACACGGGCGGCGUCAGCCAGUUCGGCUGCACCACCCUGAAGUUCCCCAAGAAACACAUCCUGGCCAGGCUGAGGUCCGUUCAGGAGAACAAGGUGACUGACCACAAGGGAGAAGAGAGGGUGAGGGGUCGGAGGAGGAGGCGCAAUCAAGAAACGUAGUCAUUGCACAGCAGUACCUUUUUAAAUGUCUGAAUCAUGCUUUGAAACCAGUACACUACAUUACGCUUGAAUGAGGGGUCACAGAAAAAGCCCAGGGGCUGGACCUUUAGAAUGACCCACCGAGUAACCAAAAAUGUAUCAUUUUGGAUUACUAAUUAAAAGUAGGUUUUGUAGAAACGAACAAAGAAUUUUUGCCUGGGUCAUUGUGCUCAUGUUUGUGAGCAAAUUUUAUGGAAUGGAUUGUUCAAUAAUUUUUGGUUACAAAAAGCUUACAUAAUGCAUACUGGUGUCUUACAACACUACAAUACAACACUGUGUCUUAAACAUUGGUCAGCAAAUCCAUUUUCUUGCCAAAUUGUUCAACCCCCUUGAAAGAUUUUUUGAGAUGAAAAAAGAUUAUCCUAAUUUACACACCUUAUUUGCUUUUGGAAAUGUGCUAGUACAUAACUGUUUAUAAGAAUACAAUUUCAGAUAUACAAAGGAGAGACUCCUCACUCAUGACAAAUUCUUUAGUCAGUCCUCUUUGUUGCUAGUACCAAUACAAGUAAAUUCGGAAGAUAUGCACUUAUUGUAAUCUAGAACAUUUUGACUUUCAGGGGGUUGAAUAUGUGAGGCACUGUAUGAAUUUGUCAUUAUUCCAUUUAAGUUAGUUAAAAUCAUAGUGAUGGACCAGGCAAGUGUACUUUUUCUAAGUUGAUGUCGUUACAUUUAAUUUCAGACCUGUGAAAUAAAUGCAUUCUUUGCUUUACAUUAUAUGAAAUGAAGUGUGUAGCCAUUUAAUUACUUGGGAUGCAUUAGAGCAAUUUGGUUUUAUGGUUUUGUAGAUGAAAGCCAAAGUCUGAUUGAUCACAAUGACAUGUGGGAUCCAAAAUGUCAGCCAGAGGGGUUUGUACCAAGCUCCAACCUUUUGCCAAUUUAAACUGUAAGAAUGCAUGACGAGGCGGGCGCUACAAAUAUACG
Messenger RNA from Sardina pilchardus (European sardine), 3856 nucleotides. RefSeq lists its product as uncharacterized. Bases 917 to 2896 code for a protein of 659 amino acids. NCBI's taxonomy places the organism in Eukaryota, Metazoa, Chordata, Actinopteri, Clupeiformes, Clupeidae. The transcript has 5 exons. Gene Ontology annotation, molecular function: protein binding. The record is from RefSeq and is a predicted model, not a curated record.